Helobdella robusta is the source of this 1974-nucleotide messenger RNA. RefSeq lists its product as hypothetical. Lineage: Eukaryota; Metazoa; Annelida; Clitellata; Rhynchobdellida; Glossiphoniidae. The coding region runs from base 1 to 1974 and encodes 657 amino acids. The transcript is spliced from 3 exons. The record is from RefSeq and is a predicted model, not a curated record.
AUGACGUCAUCAUCCCUACGUCAUUGUGAUGACGUCAUGAAGAGUUUUGGCGAUGAUCAUAAUAAUGAAAACAACGCAUCGGCUACUGAUAACAAUCAUGAUAUGAUGACUGAUGAUGAUGACCGUGAUGAUGGUGAAAGUAAUAGUUUUCCUAUUGCAGAACAAAAUACUACUACUAAUACUACCACUACUACUACUAAUAAUAAUAAUAAUAAUAAUAAUAACGAUAAUAAUAACGGUACCAACGCUUCAGCUGGCGUGAAAAAUUUCUCACGAGGUGCAAGAAAAAAUAUAACAACGGUUGACAUAGGCGUUGAUGUUUUCGUCGAUCCUGACUUAAGGAGUGCCAACAACUACAGCGGCUCAUCAGAUUUUGGCAACGACAACAGCAGCAGAGACGGCCGUAGCAGUAGCAGCAGCAGCUGCAAAAUCGGAACUGACGAUAAAAUUGUCGGAAUCUACCUAAGCAAGACGGACUCGGUGACUAAAACUAAUCUACUACCUGCAUUCCUAUCCCAAAAUAACGACUUCAUCGAUUUUGCUAGCUUGAUCAUGCCAACAACAGCAACUACUACACGUGAUAAAAACAUCAACAUCAUAGCAGCAACAACAACACUUAACAGCAAUGUAACAGCAACAACUUACAACAACGACAACGGUUUAAAUCCAGAACCUAGAUCCUUAAUAACGUUUAACGAGACCAAGAAGAAUGUCGCUACUAAUAACUCUACAUCAUCGACAUUGGCACGACGACAGCGCGUGUUAACAGCUGACACAAAAACUGGAUCGAAUGCAAUGCUAAAUGAUUCGGCAAACGUUAUUACACACACAGUAGUGGCGAAAUCUCACAAAGUGGCACCCGUGAAGAGUUCCAGUAUGGAGGAUUUUUCUGAUGCUAUUACUUCAUGUACACCAGCAGUAGGAUCGAAAACGGCAUCCACAACAAUAUCCACAACUACAACAACAACAACGUCAACAACAAUACCAACAGUUGUACUCUCACCAAGGACCACGCCAAUUUGUUCGUGCGUGCAUCAAUGUGGUCUGCCUGGCUUUCUCCCAGCACCCCCCAAUAUGUUCUUACAACAGCAACAACUUAACAACAACAACCUUUUUGACAACAACAACAACAUCUCAACAUUCGUAAACAACUACUCUAUACCGCAACCUAACCAAAUGAUGACUCCUUAUUUGGCCCAUCCUUACUAUUCAGGUUCUUUUACUGGACCCCCAAGUAACUUCAUUCCUAUUGGUCCGCCACCACAAGCCCCUGUUCUAUUUUCAGCUCCGUUCGGGGAUUUCCAAUCCACCUGGGAAUUCCAACAGCAACAGCAAUUUUUACAGCAGCAACAACAACAGCAGCAACUCCUCUUACAACAACAACAACAAAAUUUUCAUCCGCAACAACAACAUCUAUUGAAACCACAAAAUUUCCAACAACAACUCAUGAUGUCUCCAAUGUUAUUACCAUCAUCGUCGUCGUCAUCGUCAUAUAAUGCCAACUGCCUGAAUCACGACUACUCCAAAAACCACAACAUCAACACUGAUAAUGACGUCAUCAACAACAACAACAACAGUACCAUCAUCAGCAACAACAUUAACAGCAACAAUAGCAAAUCAUUCAACCAUAUCAUUACAUCUACUUCAACUACUGCUAACAACAUUAGCUUUAUAAGUAACAUCAACAACAAUAAUAAUAAUAACAACAACAAUAAUAAUAUUAAUAAUAAUAACAGUCUUAACGGUAAUAGUUAUAUGAAUGGUUCAAUGAUUCCCGACACAGCAAUGAACAACAAUAAUAAUAACAAUGUAUAUAGAAGAAAUAAUAACAAUAAUAAUAACAAUGUUGCAACUACUACUACAACUACUAAUAUUAAUAAUAACAAUAAUAAAGAUGAUGAAGAAGAUGAUGGGAUGGAUGAGUCAGAUGAUAUGGUAAUGAGUAACAGCGUCACAACUUAUUUGAACAUGUGA